This is a messenger RNA of Cladocopium goreaui, 152 nucleotides long. Lineage: Eukaryota; Dinophyceae; Suessiales; Symbiodiniaceae. The record is from the annotation of a GenBank genome assembly.
GAGCAUCAAAGCUUAGCCUUGGGAACUCAGUUGUUGUCCCCUGGCUCCGACGGACGCUCCGCUCAUCUCACAGCUGCACGCUGCCUGGGGCUCAAUGGUUUAGACGAUCGCCAGGCCCUUCGUCAACGCGCUUGCAAAUCGGUGAUGCGGUG